This is a messenger RNA of Staurois parvus, 327 nucleotides long. Lineage: Eukaryota; Metazoa; Chordata; Amphibia; Anura; Ranidae. The record is from the annotation of a GenBank genome assembly.
UUUUUUAGGGACCUUGAAGUCCAGUUCUCAGUCUCCGAAGUACCGGUCCUUGUGGUCCUCAAACCCUCUGGACAGGUGAUCUCCCCUAACGCAGUGGAUGAAGUUGAACGCCUGGGUCCUCCCUGCUUCCAGAACUGGCAGGAAGUGUCUGAGAUCGUCAACAGGGACUUCUUACCAGCAGAAUUCUCUGAUUCAACCGCCUCCAAGAGUAUCAGCGACCCGAUCCGCAGGAUAAAAUACAAACUGGAGAGUCCAGAGAAGAAGAAGGAGAGGGCUGGAGGGGACGAUGAUGAUGAUGAUGGUGGUGGUGGAGGAGACUUCUUCUGA